Molecule: messenger RNA, 768 nt
Organism: Amaranthus tricolor (Joseph's coat)
Lineage: Eukaryota; Viridiplantae; Streptophyta; Magnoliopsida; Caryophyllales; Amaranthaceae
Exons: 2
Coding region: 1-768 (255 amino acids)
Molecular function (GO): zinc ion binding
Source: RefSeq, a predicted model, not a curated record
AUGUAUGCACUAUUUUGGAGGGCUGCAAAUGCCACUUCACUAUUCAAGUUCAAGAAAGCCAUGGAAGCCAUUGACGACACGAACCCUAUGGCAAAGGAGUGGCUUGUAGAUAUUGGAGAUCAAUCAUCAAGAUGGACAAAAUAUGCAUUUGACCCUAAUGUUUGUUGUGACGAAAACAAAACGAACUUUGUUGAGAGCUUCAAUGCAACUCUUGGAGUUGAUAGGUGUAAGCCUUUUUUAACACUACUUGAGGUGAAGAGAGUGAAAUUCCUAAUUUCAGACUCAAGAACAUGUAAGGCUUUCCAUUCGGGUGAUGGAUUUUAUGAGAUUAAAGAUGGUAAGUCCACCUUGUCUGUGAGCUUAAAUGACAGAACAUGCUUGUGCAACGCACAUCAACUCACUGCGAUCCCUUGCAAGCAUGUUGUGAGGGCCAUUCUACAUUCAAGCCAAGAUCCCAUAAGUUUUUGUAGUGAUUGGUACAGUUGCAAAAUGUACAAGCAAGUGUAUGCAAUCACUAUUAGAUCUAUUCCAGACCCUGAGCAUUGGCCAGAAAUGCAAUUCCCACCAAUUAAGCCACCAGUGAUGAAAAGAGCAAUUGGAAGACCUGCAAAGAAUAGAAAGAAGGAUGCAAACGAGGAAAGAAAGGGGAAAAGGUCUAAGACUGUAAAGUGUAGUAGAUGCAAGGAGUUUGGACACAAUGUGAAGACUUGCAAGGGUGGAUUAACAACUAAGCAAAAGAAGGGUAAAAGGACGACUUCUACAUCGUAA